CAUAUUUUUUGUAUUCUGCACUUUUUGGUUUCUUUUUGCCUUUCUUUUUGCUCCAAUUCAUUUAAGUCCAGUUCAGUUAAAUUCGCUGAACUCCUGUUCUUUUUCAUUUUUAAUUCCAUAUAUUUUUGUAUCUUCUAAAUUCGACGCCGCUUCACGACAACCAAUUUUUUAAAGAGCAUGUCUGACGGAAGCUGCUUACCGAUGAAGCGCACACUCUCUGCAGCAGCAGCAAUGGCAGCACCAGUGCCGGCAGUGGUGACAGCGGUGGCGGCGGCGUCGGCAGCAAGGACAUCUGCAAGGACGACACUGAGCUGCAACCGGUCACUGCAAAUCCUGAUGCGGAUGAUGAUGAUGAUGAUGAUGACGAUGACGGUGCUGAUGACGGUGCGAUGCCGAUGCCGAUGCCGAUGACGAAUUCGAUGAUGACGAGAUGGUCCGCGAGUCAAUCUCAAUAGAGCUUUUGUGGAAGGGCAGCGAGCGGUACCAGAUGCGCAUCCCCAAAUACGCUACCGUACUUUCGAUAAAAGUGUUGAUUGAGGAGCUGACAGAAAUCGAGGCCGAUAGCCAGAAGCUUUUGGGCCUGGUCAAGGGCAGACUGCCCAGCGACGGCGACACGCUCGUUAGCUUGGGGGUCAGGAACGGCACAAGGGUCAGGCUGAUGGGCACGCGCAUGGCUGACCGGCUAAAGUUUGACGCAAAGAACGCAUGGGGAGAGCCUGAGGACACUGGUGUGACUGGUAUAUCCUCGGGAGCGGACCCUGUUGACCGUGCGUCUGGCAGUUUGCGGCGGGGCCAUGGCCGGAGCCGGGUUGUUUCCGACGACUGGAAACAUAGCCUGGCCAAAAUCGUCAGCGACGCCAGCCUGCGCGUGCUCAACGCGCCGCGGCCUGGCAAAAAGCUUGCAGUAUUGGACCUGGACUACACGCUGUUUGACUGCAAAAACAUCACGGGCAAUGUUGCCGAUAUGGCAAGGCCGGGGUUGCACGAGUUUUUGGCGGCCAUUUAUCCGCAUUACGACCUGAUAGUGUGGAGCCAGACCAGGUGGCACGUGCUGGAGAGCAAAAUAACGCUUCUGGGCAUGCUCACGCACCCGCUGUACAGGAUCACAACCGCGCUGGACAUAUCAACCAUGUUCACUGUAAAAUCCAUCCGCAAUGGCGAGCUGGGGACCCACCAGCACUACAGCAGCCAAAACACCAUCCAUAUUGACGACCUUAGCCGGAAUUUUGCGCUGAAUUACCAGAAUGGUCUGAAGAUUCGCCCGUUUAAGCGCGCGGACACGCAGCCUCGCUCUGAUACGGAGCUGUUCAGGCUCGCUCGGUAUUUGCUCAAGAUUGCGCGGCUGGAGAGCUUGGACGAGCUGGACCACUCUUCGUGGCACAGCUAUAAGUGA
Kickxella alabastrina is the source of this 1393-nucleotide messenger RNA. Its product is annotated as ubiquitin-like domain-containing CTD phosphatase 1-like protein. Gene Ontology annotation, molecular function: protein binding; phosphoprotein phosphatase activity. Gene Ontology annotation, cellular component: nucleus. The record is from RefSeq and is a predicted model, not a curated record. The transcript is spliced from 2 exons. The coding region runs from base 431 to 1393 and encodes 320 amino acids. Lineage: Eukaryota; Fungi; Kickxellomycota; Kickxellomycetes; Kickxellales; Kickxellaceae.